AUGGUGUCCUACUUAGACGAUGUCGGUCACAUGACAGACGAAGGCUUAGAAAGGAUUCAAGGUCGCAUGGCGGUGCGCCGAGGACCUGUUCACACAAAUAUAAAACCGCAGCUCCAAGGCAGCCCCCCCCAGCCUCCGGUGAAACCAACUUACGAAUCCCUUCCGCUCGCCUCUUCAAACGAAAUGAACUACACUCCAACAUUAAUUCCAGUCACUUAA
Messenger RNA from Protopolystoma xenopodis, 219 nucleotides. The record is from the annotation of a GenBank genome assembly. NCBI's taxonomy places the organism in Eukaryota, Metazoa, Platyhelminthes, Monogenea, Polystomatidea, Polystomatidae.